UCGGUGUGAGGGAGAGCAGUAAAAUAAUUUUUUAUUUAGUUUUUCAUUACAAAGAAGCAUUUAAUUUUGUACAAAAAUGAGUGAAAGCACGAACCAAGACGACUCUCUACCGGAAAAACAUGAAGAAACGACAAAUCCCGCGACAGAAACUGCCUCAGAGACAAAAAAUGACGAGUUCAAGGACAACAACGAGGUCGCCGCAUCUGCAGAUGACCUUCCCGUAGAUAGUUUAUUGCAACAAAUUGUCGACAAAUCACCCGAAGCCAAAGAAAACGCGUCAACGAAUGCCGAAAAUGCACAAAUUGCAACAAAAAAUGAUGAUCAAAGUACAACAAAAGCCCCCGACUCGGAAGAGACACAACAACAAUCAACCCCGUCAGCAGCGAAUAACUCGUUAAGUUUGCUCGCACAAUACGACAGUCAAGACUCGAGUUCGUCGAGCGAUGAAUCUGACACCGAAUCCAGCGGAAUGGAAGUCGAUAGUGCCGAUAGUGAGAGUUCCUCGUCGUCUUCGAGCGUAAAGUCCUUGGAAGCGAUAAAGAAGAAAAUUGACGAGUUUCAAGAUGAUGAAGAGGAUGACGAUGAAACGGGCGAAAAGAAGAACCAAGCUCCGAUCAAAGCGAUUGGGGAACUUGGCAUUGAGGAUCUCCCGCCAAUUGAAGACUUGUAUAUUACCGUGCCAGAAAAAGAGUGCAAUUUAUUAGGAAAAAUCACGUCAAUUGUAGAUCAAUUAGUUUUAGUGGAAUCUUUGCCAAAUGUCGUUCCUCUCGAUCUCGAUACAAUUUUAUUUUUGGACAAAGGUCAACGUGCUUUGGGAAAAGUUUUCGACGUAAUGGGGCAAAUCCAUUGUCCCAUCUACUGCGUUCGUUUCAACACAAAUCAAGAAAUCAUCGACAAAGGCAUCCAAGUUGGGCAAGACGUUUAUUGCGCACCUUCCGCUCCCUGCACUCAAAUUGUCAUCUUGCCCGAACUCAUGAAGCACAAAGGCUCCGACGCCAGUUGGAAGAACGACAUCGAACCGCCUGCUCGUUUCAUCGAGUAUUCCGACGACGAGGAAGAACGAAUGGCAAGUCGAGCACGUCGCGCAACCCGAGAACAAACGAACGGCACAGAAGAAUCGCAUUCGCAACACAUUCCGUCGCACCAUCGAAACGGGCAUCCGGGCAAUCACACGUACAAUCGAGCACGUCGCGGAGGCGGAUCCGGAGGAAAUUCGCAUCAUGCAAGCUUCAAUUAUCCUCGUCCCAAUCAUCAUCAUAUGCCGAUGCCGAAUCACAUGCACCAUCAACCUCAAUAUUAUUAUCCGCCGCCCGGAGCUUCAGCAAAUGUUUAUCCGAAUCCGUUCGCACAGCAACAAGUCGAUCCGCGUUAUUACGUGAAUCCCUUUGCUUAUGCCCCAACCGUCAAUUAUCCGCCAUUUAAUCCAAAUUUGUUCUCUGGACCUCCGCCGCCGCCUCCUCCACAGAACUAAAACUCAAAUAAAAGUUGUCCAAUAAAAAAUUUAUUCAUUUA
Molecule: messenger RNA, 1512 nt
Organism: Culicoides brevitarsis
Lineage: Eukaryota; Metazoa; Arthropoda; Insecta; Diptera; Ceratopogonidae
Product: H/ACA ribonucleoprotein complex non-core subunit NAF1
Exons: 2
Coding region: 77-1471 (464 amino acids)
Biological process (GO): pseudouridine synthesis; ribosome biogenesis; box H/ACA snoRNP assembly
Cellular component (GO): sno(s)RNA-containing ribonucleoprotein complex
Molecular function (GO): RNA binding
Source: RefSeq, a predicted model, not a curated record